UUUAUUCUCCCUCACUGAAAAUAUUGCAUAUAAUACAAAUACAGAAUAGUUCAGUGCCCUGCUUAUAAUUAUUGCUAUAGGAUAUGAUCUAUAUAUAUGCACUAAUAACUUAAGUCUAGAAAUAUCAGAAAAUAAAUUAAAAUGAAUUGGACAGAUUAUAGAGUGUUUGAAACAGACAGAAUAUUCAAUAGCCGGAAAAUGAUGGAUGACUACUUGCACGUGCCCUGUAAUGCCACAGGAUUUCUCGAUAUGAAACACAAUUCUAGUACUAGCUCAGUGAUGAAUGGUAGCGGGAUACCAAGUGGAUAUGUAACUGUCGGAUUCGGAAACCCAUUUAGCAGUCCAUUUGUAAGAGUGAUGUUCAUCACGUGCUAUACAAUUGUUUUCGUCUUUUGUGUUUUUGGAAAUCUAAUGGUGUUGUUCGCUAUUGUCCGAAGCCCACGAUUGAAAAGCAACACAAACUUCUUCCUGGCUAAUUUGGCGAUAGCAGACUUUUGUGUUGGAAUCUUCUGUGUGUUGCCAAACCUCUCCACGUUUCUCAACCCAACAUGGGUACUUGGCAAGGUUAUGUGCAAGAUCUAUUACUACAUUUGGAACGUCAGCUAUAUCGCCAGCAUCUUUAUAUUGACGGUCAUUGCGGUAGAACGUUAUGGUGUCAUCAUGCACCCACUCAAUUCAAGACAUUUUAUGACGCGUUCUCGUGUGAAAAUUAUUCAGAUGUGCAUUUGGAUAAUAGCCUUAAUAUACAAUAUACCGUACGCGAUUUUAUAUGAGACCCUCUCAGUUGGUAAAGACAACUUUUGUUAUGCGACAGAGGAUAACGAGAUUAAAUUAAAAUGGUUGAGUGUUGCGACUUUGGUGUUAUGGUAUAUCAUUCCUCUGUUUGUCAUUGUCAUCCUGUACUAUCAAAUAGCUCGAGCUCUUUGGAAAACACAGGUUGUUUCAGCUCUUCGACUUAGUACAUACCAUGAUAACGAUACACGGUGUGUGAUUACAUCGUCAGCGUUUUCUCCAGUUUGGGAACACAACGAACAUACCCGAGAAACAAACUUAAGUAACAGAAGCAGUCUUACGGGACGUUCGAACGUGAAGCAAGUCAAGGAGAGAUAUCACCUCGUGCAGGUGGCUAGUACCAGAUGGGUUGCAAAGGCCAGACAAAGAGUGAUUCGACUUCUGCUGUGUGUCGUUGUAACAUUUGCUGUAUGUGUAUUUCCACAUAUGAUGAAAGUGUUCGAUCAUUACUGGGCGGUGUUUAAUAUAUCUCAUUCAGCGAUGCUCAUAUUAUCACCAAUAUCGUUUCUUAUCUUAUAUUUGAACUCCGUCUUAAAUCCGUUUUUGUACGCUAUGUUUUCAACUAACUUUCGAAAGAGUUUUAAGGAAGUUAUCCCAACAUUUUGCCAAGGAUUGUUCAAGGGUAAAUGAUUGUAUUUCCUGUCAAUGAUAUCAUUUUCUUGUUACUCUGUUAAGUUCAUUUAAAUGCAUGAAACAAUUGCCGUGUCUUACUAUGUUGG
Mya arenaria is the source of this 1511-nucleotide messenger RNA. Its product is annotated as trissin receptor-like. The transcript has 3 exons. NCBI's taxonomy places the organism in Eukaryota, Metazoa, Mollusca, Bivalvia, Myida, Myidae. Gene Ontology annotation, molecular function: G protein-coupled receptor activity. The coding region runs from base 142 to 1422 and encodes 426 amino acids. Gene Ontology annotation, cellular component: plasma membrane. Gene Ontology annotation, biological process: G protein-coupled receptor signaling pathway. The record is from RefSeq and is a predicted model, not a curated record.